Molecule: messenger RNA, 1506 nt
Organism: Cetraspora pellucida
Lineage: Eukaryota; Fungi; Glomeromycota; Glomeromycetes; Diversisporales; Gigasporaceae
Source: the annotation of a GenBank genome assembly
AUGCCUAAAGUAAAGAGUAGAUUAACAUCUAAAGAACAAAAAUGUUUGAUAGAUUUCGAUGAAAUUUCUCCUGAACGACAUGACUUUGCUUUAAUGUUACUUUGUUCAAGAUCACUUUAUCGUAUUCAAUUAAGAUGUUUUGAACAUAAUGUUCUUAAUAAUCAAGAUAUUUGUGAUAUAGUUCAACGGGAAGUUGAUAGAUUACCUAAAUUAUUAUCGGUAAUUGGUGCAUCAUUAGAAGCCAAUGGUUCUUAUAAUGCUAAUCAUCAUGAAAAUUUAAUGAUGCUAGAUUUCUGUAAACAAAUUACAAAUUCAAAUGAUCCUUUAGAUAUAAUUAGAAGUCUUUUAACAGCUGAACAAAAUUCUAGAUCUUUAAAAAGUUCUAGUGAUAAAAAAGUUAAAAAAAUGUAUAGAAAUCUAAUUAAUUUAAUUGAUGAUUUAAAGAAAUUUAUGCAAAAUCGUAACUCAACUGAUGAUUCAACAACCAAUUUAUCCACUUCCACUUCCACCUCCUCCUCUACUACUCGAAAACGUAACAAUUUUCGGCCGGUUUAUUUUAUGGGAAAUUAUUGUGUUUGUACCGAAGGUAUUCCUGGAAGUGGUGAAGAAACUUUUAUUCAUCCACCUACAGCUCUUCUUUGGCUUCCCGUCCUUACUAAUAAGGAACGUAUCACUCAACAUACGACCUCGGCAUUUUCUUUACGUAAGAAAACUGAAUUCGCUAAAAAUAAUGGACCUUCUUUUAGACCUCAAUUACUUCGAAUGAAUUUUGUUCAAACAUUUGGUCGUAAACAAUUACAACAAUCAUCUACUACGAAAUCUGAGAAAUUACGUCGUGUUACGAACAAUUCUUCACAACAAUCACAACAAUCUCAAAAUUCACAAAGUUCACAGCAAUCACAAUCGACUCAGCAUCAAGAUUCUCCAUCGUCGUCAUAUUCACACAUGCCUGUAACAUCGAUUAAUGCGAUUCUUAAUCAUAAAGCAACAAACACUAGUUUAUCGUCAAACGAUUCACAACCUGUAUUGGUUAAACCAACACCGAAACGUGUUCCUUUUUCUAUAAAUACCGAUAUUCCAAGAAUUUUAUCUACUCCUCGUAAUGAUAUGACAUCUAAUAUGACAUCUAAUAUGGCUUCUAAUAUGACACCUAAUAUGACACCUAAUAUGACAUCUAAUAUGGUUGCUACUACGACCUCAUACAUGACACCAGUUCAAUCACCAAUUGCUUCUAAUUGUAAUUGCAGCCCAUUAAGUGCAACACGUGAUUUCAGAAAAUUAUGUCCUUGUAUAGUUAACAUGUCAACAUCAUCAUCUUCUCAAGGAUUUAAUAAUAGUAGUAACAAUCCAUUAUUAUCACCUCCGUUAUUUACCGGUGAUUUUUCUUUGAGAAAUUCGCAUUACAACACGUCCACACGAAAUUAUAGUUAUGGGUAUAACUCGGGAAUGUCGAUAAAUUAUGAUGGAUCGUCAUCUUCAUCUUCGCGUAAAAAUUCGUUAUUUUGA